Messenger RNA from Pelobates fuscus (common spadefoot toad), 1332 nucleotides. It is a transcript of the gene BCCIP, whose product is annotated as BRCA2 and CDKN1A interacting protein. NCBI's taxonomy places the organism in Eukaryota, Metazoa, Chordata, Amphibia, Anura, Pelobatidae. The record is from RefSeq and is a predicted model, not a curated record. The coding region runs from base 42 to 962 and encodes 306 amino acids. The transcript is spliced from 7 exons. Gene Ontology annotation, cellular component: nucleus.
CUUCCGCUUCCACGCACGUUGCGCAAAGGGUUGCAGAAAGCAUGGCUUCCAGUGCUAAGAAGCGGGCAUUUCCAGGAGAACAGUUGCCUGUGGAAGACCAUGGAGACGAUGACAUGGAAGGAGAGGACUCAGAGGAGGAUUCUGAUGACAUCGAAGACGAUGAAUCUGUGGAAGAUGAAGAAAUACACCAGGAAGUGAACGUUGACUUUGAAGCCCACACAAUUACCGACAAUGAACAUGAUGGAAUCAAGAAACUUUUAAAACAGCUCUUCCUGAAGGCUCAUGUGGAUAUAUCUUCAUUAACUGAUCUGUUGAUUCAGCAGAAUCACAUUGGAAGUGUCAUUAAGCAAGCUGAAGGUCAGGAAGACAGUGAUGAUGACGAGAAUGAAGAUCACGUAUUUGGCUUCAUAAGUCUUCUGAACUUAACAGAGAGAAAGGAUACCCCGUGCGCAGAGCAAAUCAAAGAGUUGAUUUUAAGCCACUGCGAGAAGAACUGUGAGCAGAGUACAGUCGAGCAGUUUGAUAAAGUUCUGAAUGAUGACAGCAAGCCCGUGGGUCUCCUCCUAAGCGAGCGAUUCAUUAACGUUCCUGCGCAGAUUGCUCUGCCUAUGCACCAACAGCUUCAGAAAGAGCUGGCAGAAGCACAGAGAACCAACAAACCAUGUGGGAAGUGUUAUUACUAUCUCAUUUUAAGUAAAACGUUCAUGGAAGCUGCAAAGAAGGGACGUGGGGGAACGCAGGCAAAAAGCGAAUUGAUGUUUGCAAAUGCUGAGGAAGAGUUCUUCUAUGAGAAAGCCCUGCUGAAGUUCAGCUAUUCCGUGCAGGAAGAAAGUGACAGUCAGCUGGUAGGACGAUGGUCUUUUGAUGAUGUGCCUAUGAAACCCUUGAGAACAGUGAUGUUGGUUCCAGCAGACAGAAUGAAUUCGAUCAUAGAAAAAUUCAAGGAAUAUUUAUCUGUGUGAAUGAUUUUCUAUUACAAAGUUUUAUACAGCUCAGAAAAAAAAUUGUCGCAAAUUACUUAAUUGAUUUUAUAUACUGCUGUGUCCACUCGUGUUUUCUGAAACUGAAGCCACAUAAAAAUUGAAACCUUUUCAUUGCUGCCGUUAAAAAGACAAAGAAGAAAUAUCUGUUUAAACUUGGAUCUCGAAGUAAAACAGUUGAUGCUUAUAAAUCUUCCCCCUUCUAGUAUAGUAUACCACGUGGCUUCUUUAGCCGUGGGUGAGUAGAUUCAGUUGUUCUAAGCAAAGUAUGAGGCUAAUAAUGUGAUUAGCAUAUUAUCCCCUGAAAUCAAUUAAAUAAACCCUACUUUGCGUCACGAAAAAAAAAAAAAUA